This is a messenger RNA of Cetraspora pellucida, 1635 nucleotides long. NCBI's taxonomy places the organism in Eukaryota, Fungi, Glomeromycota, Glomeromycetes, Diversisporales, Gigasporaceae. The record is from the annotation of a GenBank genome assembly.
AUGUCUCAUGGAGUUUUUGGUUGCAAGACUUUUGCAGUAUUCAAGAUUUUUUGGUUCUGUCAUUCUUCAUGUAUAUUAAAAGAAGUUUUAAGAACAAUAACUUUAAGAAUUGAUAAAAUAAUGCAGAAUUUUAGUAUUGUCGAGAUUUUGGAUAUUAUUCUGGAUGUUGAGAUUUUGGAUGUUAUUUUGGAUGUCAAUAAUUCUUCACAAUUUUCACAAGGAUUCUUGCUGCUCGACUAUAGCCAAGAUAAAUUACAAGAGGAUUUAAUAAAUGUUAAGGACAUGAUUUCAUUAGAUGAUGAAAAAGAAUAUGAGAAUAAUCCCAUAUUCAACUUAAAGCAAAGCCUAUAUAAAGAAUCUGCUAAGGGAUUGCAAAAAUUAAUUGGUGUCUGGAAAAUUGAUAAAGAUGCUGCUAAUAAUGUUAAUAAAGAACUUUAUUAUUUUGAUGUAUGUUUAAGACAUUUUAAUUAUGAUCAAAAUACUGUGUAUAGCAAAAAUUUAAAAGACAAAUGCUUGACUGAAAAAAGUAAAGCAGACCCAGAAUGCACUGCAAUGCAUUUAGGUGAUACUAAAACUACGCUUCUUUAUUUUGCAAAGCUAAUUGAAAUAGUGGCAUACUCAGAAAAUAAUAUAAUAAAAAAGAAUAUACUUCAAAACCUCAUUUCAUGCAUAGAAAAUUUUAAUCUGGAUUUAUCUUCUGCAUCAUCUAGCAAAUUACUCAGCUUGUUUGUUGUUAAUACAAUUCUCAAAAUUAAAAAAAUUGAUUUUUCCAAACAACAACUUAUACAAAAAUCCAAAAAAUAUAAAGAAUUUAGAAAAUCACUUGCCCUUGAAGUUUUAAAAUUACAUACCAGCUUAGCAUAUUAUAAGUCAAUAUUAGAAAGUCCUGAUUCUUUGCAGCAGUAUUAUGAAGUAAUACCAAAAUGCUUAACAAGCCUUUUUGAUAGUUUAAUUCAUACUUUGCUAUUUCAAAAAUAUAAAAUUGUUAGACAAAAACAAAAAGAAUGCAAAAGCAUUAUAACUGAAUUUGAUAAAAGCGAAAUAGUGAAAAGCACAGCAUACUUGUCUUCUAUAAUUUUAACAACUUUUGAAAUGCCUAAUAUUAAUAUAGCACCAUUAGCUAGUGAUGUUGAAUUGUGUAGAAAAAAUCCAUUUGUAGAAAAAUGGUUAAUGACAGAAUAUCUGAUAGAGUUUACUAUAGAUGAAAUAAACAUUGCACUUAAAGAAGCAGUAGAAAGCAGAUGCAAGACUUCACCAAAUGUUAUCAUUUUAGAAGCUGGACCUGCUCCAAACAGCAAUCUUGCAGUUCAUAAAACUUGCAAAAUAUAUAUAGAAGAUCUAAAUUUGAAUCAAGAAGACUCGUUAGACAUUGCAUAUAAUAAACUAGUAAAUACACUUUACAAAGCAAUUACCUCUAAUGAACCUAAAAAGCAUCCACUGUUUGAGAUCUCUAGUCAAUUAACAUCUGCUGAAUAUGAAUGCAUAUUUAAUUAUUAUAAUAAAAAGUUAGUUAGAAUUACAAGGAUCAUUAAACAAGAUAUUUUAAAAAUAGAAAAAUGUGAUACAAGGGGACAAAGAUCAAAGGAUUUGGUACCUUACUAUAUUGAAAAAAAGGCAGCUAAAAGUAAAAAGUGA